GUCCAGUAUGACACUGCGCGCAUGCGUACCGUGCUGAACAAGCAUUUAAAAGCCAAGAUUAUAUGUCCUAUUUUUGUUGCAAUGUAUAUGUUUUUUCUAAUUGAGGGACAGGUCGAAUAGGAUGAUGGGUGCCUACGCGGACGACAGGGUGUUCUCACUCGAAUUGGUCAGCGCUCUGCCAUUGCCUCGCACACAGUUCACCUCAAAACUUCACUCGAUAGUUGGCAAAAUAUGCCAGGAGAUACUGUCACGGACACGCAAGGAAAAGGAUACUGGCGGCGCUGAGCAGGGGGACAAAUCGUGUUUGGGUUUGCUCUUGAAAGCGGAGGGAUCUGGUGAGAGCGCGGGAGUGACUCCACAAGAAGUACUGGACGAGCAAGAGAAUUAUACAUUCACCAUUAUUCGCAUACGAUCAUGGGCUUUAGUAGAACUUGCGCAGAAUUCAGACAUACAAAAGAAGCUUCGCGACGAGUGCUUAGAGGUUGGGCCAACCCCCUCAUAUGACGACCUUAUGAAUAAGCUUCCCUAUCUGGACGCUGUGGUAAACGAAGUUCUUCGCCUCCACGCACCAGUCAAAGAGAUCCCGUGAUCAGACUGGUCCAAACUCAAACGAAGCAUAGAUUUGGAAGUGGACUGAGGAUAUCGUCAGCCGCAGGAAACUUUAUAAGGGGAUGGGGAUCACUAACACCUCAGCCAUUUCUCGUCAU
This is a messenger RNA of Suillus fuscotomentosus, 707 nucleotides long. RefSeq names its product cytochrome P450. The transcript is spliced from 6 exons. The coding region runs from base 122 to 589 and encodes 155 amino acids. Gene Ontology annotation, molecular function: iron ion binding; heme binding; oxidoreductase activity, acting on paired donors, with incorporation or reduction of molecular oxygen. The record is from RefSeq and is a predicted model, not a curated record. Lineage: Eukaryota; Fungi; Basidiomycota; Agaricomycetes; Boletales; Suillaceae.